Messenger RNA from Striga asiatica, 1712 nucleotides. NCBI's taxonomy places the organism in Eukaryota, Viridiplantae, Streptophyta, Magnoliopsida, Lamiales, Orobanchaceae. The record is from the annotation of a GenBank genome assembly.
CUCAUUAGCUCCCUCAAAUACAGGAUAAUUUCAUGGCCCAUUUGUCCUCCUCCAAUCCUCAUUUUUAUGGUCACCCAAAAAAAUAUAUAAAAAGCAAAAACAAAAACUCAACCUUUGAGGUUAUCCUAAAAAAAGAAGACAUUUGUCAAAAAUUAUUUUAGCUUAGAUUUCCAUAUACAGUUACAUUAAUCUAAUGUCAAAUGUUAUUACAGGUGAUCAUGAUUAUGAGGAAAGCUUCUCAUCUGGUGAAGUCCAAAAACACGAAAAUCGACAGCUUCAAAACGAGUCGACUAAUAACAAUAUUUGCUCAACUUUUCAUCAACAAUUACAGCCUCUUAAGAAGAAAAGAAAUCUACCAGGAACUCCAGAUCCAACGGCCGAAGUUAUUUCCCUCUCGCCAAAAACCCUCAUGGCCACAAAUCGGUUUGUGUGCGAAAUUUGUAACAAAGGUUUCCAAAGGGACCAAAACCUACAACUACACAAAAGGGGUCAUAAUCUCCCAUGGAAGCUAAGACAAAAAAAGACAAUUACAAAUGAGGUUAAAAUUAGGCGAGUUUUUGUUUGUCCCGAGCCAACAUGCGUGCAUCACGACCCCUCUCGUGCUCUUGGUGACCUAACCGGGAUCAAGAAGCACUAUAGUAGAAAACAUGGGGAGAAAAAGUGGAAAUGCCAAAAAUGUUCGAAAAAAUACGCGGUGCAAUCAGAUUGGAAGGCUCAUUGGAAAACUUGUGGCACAAGGGAGUAUAAAUGUGAUUGUGGAGCUGUUUUAUCCAGGAGAGAUAGCUUUCUAGCUCACAGGUUAUUCUGUGAUGCACUGGCCCAAGAAAAUAGCAAGGUGAGACAUGGCAUAACAAUGGGCUCAACGGCCCAAGAAGCAGAAACCCAAAUGACUGAUUUCAUGCCCAUAAGCACCAACGCAUACACUUCCAUAGGCGUAACCGAAUUCAACAGCCCAUUCAGGCCCAUGCAUGUGGCACGCCUGCUAUCUGCCACGUCAUCAUCAGACACCAUAUUCGGCAGCAGCCCAUUGAGCAUCCAUAGUUCAUCAUCUGAGCUUCAGCUCAGCGCAAAUCCAGGCCCAUCAAGCUACAGCUUUAAUCCAGACGACAAAUUGAGGCACAUGUUUAGCCCAAAUAUGCCGGCCACGGCCCUUUUACAGGAAGCGGCCCAGAUGGAUGCCACAGCUUCAAACACUAUGCAUUUCCCCAUGGUGCAGGAGACCUUGGACAACAUCAUGGCGGGCCCGAACCUCUUGUCUGGGCCUGGAUCAGGGCCCACAACCAAUACUUACACAUUCGACAAAUUUCUGCAGAGGAAUACAGAAGAUACGGCCACCAAGCCCUUCGAAACAAUUCUUUACGGCGGAAUUUUGAUCAGCGACCAAAAUCCGGUGGCCGGGUUCUUGAAGAAUGUGGUGGGGGCACAAGAGAAGGGUAAUAAUAUGAUGGGAGAAACUCCAACAAGCUUAGGUGGAAGUGCAAUGGCUACCGUCGAUUUCUUGGGGCUCGGUGGAUCAGGACCACACAAUCUGCUGAGUGAUGGGCAAUUGGAUCUGGAGAAUAUGAAUCAACGGUCGAUGCAAGCAGACACUAUUAAUCAACAGCUGUCUCAUCCUCAGGAGGGAUUUGACAGUGUAAGGGACAUAUUACUGUAAUUAUUAAUAAUAUAAUAUUAAUAAUAAUUCAUGUAAUAUGAAAGUGAUAAACUCAUUC